GUGUUUUUGGCUUAGCAAUCGGCUGUUUGUCCAUCGCUCUAUUAAGUCCUUAUUGAAGAAACUCGUUGACAGUGUGCAUGGCUGUAGUCACUGCAUGCGACGAGGGAUGUCUACGCUGACCCAGGAGACAUUAAACGCAGCAGCCUCUGGCCAGCAGGUAGGCGGGCAUAAACGUAGUCGACACGAGAUGGCGUCUUCCGUUGCGGCCCUUCAAACCCUCGCGGAGUUGGCGCACCGGGAAUACACGUCGGGUGAUUAUGAAAACGCGGAGCGUCACUGCAUGCAGUUAUGGAGACAGGAUCCGGCCAACACUGGCGUUCUGCUGCUGCUCAGUAGCAUUCAUUUUCAAUGCAGACGACUUGACAAGUCGGCACAAUUCAGCAGCCUUGCGAUCAAACAGAACCCGCUCCUGGCAGAAGCCUACUCAAACCUAGGCAAUGUACUAAAGGAACGUGGCCUUCUACAGGAAGCUUUAGACAACUAUCGCCAGGCUGUACGGCUAAAACCAGAUUUCAUCGAUGGGUAUAUUAAUCUCGCAGCUGCUCUCGUGGCUGCAGGAGAUAUGGAGCAAGCAGUGCAGGCGUAUGUCAGCGCUCUACAGUACAACCCGGACCUGUACUGCGUGCGUUCGGAUCUGGGCAAUCUCCUGAAGGCGUUAGGUAGACUUGACGAGGCCAAGGCGUGCUAUCUGAAGGCCAUCGAGACGUGUCCGACGUUCGCCGUGGCUUGGAGCAACCUGGGAUGUGUGUUCAACGCACAGGGGGAGGUGUGGCUCGCCAUACACCACUUUGAGAAGGCGGUGGCGUUAGAUCCUCACUUUUUGGACGCGUACAUCAAUCUGGGCAAUGUACUGAAGGAAGCCAGGAUCUUCGAUCGGGCGGUGGCUGCCUAUCUUCGAGCGCUGUCUUUGUCUCCAAACAAUGCGAUUGUCCAUGGAAAUCUCGCUUGUGUAUACUAUGAACAAGGGUUGAUUGACCUUGCCAUCGAUACGUACCGGCGAGCAAUCGAACUACAACCAAAUUUUCCGGAUGCAUACUGCAAUUUGGCGAAUGCACUCAAAGAGAAGGGACUUGUAGCUGAGUCAGAGAAAUGCUACCACACAGCGCUCCGACUAAUGCCGAACCAUGCCGACUCGCUUAACAAUCUGGCAAACAUUAAACGCGAGCAAGGUCUCGUCGAGGAGGCUACUCGCCUCUAUCUAAAGGCCCUCGAGGUAUUGCCCGAAUUUGCGGCGGCACAUUCAAAUCUUGCAUCAGUGCUACAACAGCAGGGUCGACUGGCUGAUGCUUUGCGUCAUUACCGUGAAGCGAUCCGUAUUUCGCCAGCAUUCGCGGAUGCCUAUUCGAAUAUGGGCAACACACUUAAGGAGCUCGGAGAUGUACAGGGCGCUUUGCAGUGCUAUCAGCGAGCCAUUAGCAUCAACCCGGCCUUUGCAGAUGCCCAUUCAAAUCUUGCAUCAAUUCAUAAGGACUCCGGAAAUAUACCCGAAGCUAUACAGAGCUACAGAACCGCGCUUAAGCUGAAACCAGAUUUCCCCGACGCAUUCUGUAACCUUGCGCACUGUUUACAAAUCAUCUGCGACUGGUCGGAUUACGGUACUCGUAUGGAAAAGCUAGUAGCAAUUGUGAGGGAGCAGAUUGAAAAAGGCCGGCUGCCGUCGGUGCAUCCACAUCAUUCAAUGUUGUAUCCGCUUAGCCAUGAUCAGAGGAAGGCAAUUGCUGCCAGACACGCUAAUCUGUGCAUUGAAAAGAUUCAGGUGCUGCACAAGCCACUAUACAGCUAUCCCGUCGAGCUGAGGAAGGGUGAACGGUUGCGCAUCGGUUAUGUGAGCUCGGAUUUCGGAAACCAUCCGACCUCGCAUCUUAUGCAGAGUGUGCCCGGGAUGCACGAUCGAAGCCAGGUAGAAAUCUUCUGCUAUGCGCUAUCAAUUGAUGACGGUACUUCAUUCCGAGGGAAGAUCUCUAAGGAAUCCGAGCACUUUACUGACCUGAGUACCGUGCAGUGUGUUGGGGCUGCGGCUGAUAUGAUCCACAAAGACGGAAUCCAUAUUCUCGUCAACAUGAACGGCUACACGAAAGGUGCGCGAAACGAGAUCUUCGCCCUUCGUCCUGCUCCCAUACAGGUCAUGUGGUUGGGUUAUCCAGGUACAUCCGGUGCCUCUUUCAUGGAUUAUAUCAUUACCGACAAAAUAACAUCACCCAUUGAAUUGGCGAGCCAGUACACGGAAAAGUUGGCUUAUAUGGCUGAUACGUUUUUUGUUGGCGAUCAUAAACAGAUGUUCCCACACUUAAUCGAACGAGUAAUCAUCAAUAAUCCGGAUGUGAAGGAUAACGUAAGCGUGGUCAACGCCACAGACCUGACUCCGAUUAUUGAGAAGGUUGACGUGAAAAAGAUUAAGGAGGUCGCCCUCGUUUCGACGGCAUUGGAGGCAUCAGCUCCCCCCGUUGUGACAACGGUCGUAGAAGUAGUAAAGACCAUUAUUGACCUUCCUCCGACGACCUCCGCUAGCUUGAAACAGGUUCUCGCUGGUAAAGAGGAAGCCGCAGAUGUUGAUGGCGUCGUAUUACAAAGUGGAGCGGCUGCAACAUCCAACCCCAAAGAGGCCACCGGUGAAGAGGCUCCCAGCAACAUUCUUGUCACUACUCGACAGCAAUACGGUCUCCCGGAGAACGCCAUUGUAUACUGUAACUUCAAUCAACUAUACAAGAUCGACCCCGAUACACUUCGUAUGUGGACGAAUAUUUUAAAGGCGGUUCCAAAUUCCGUCCUCUGGCUACUGCGUUUCCCAGCCGUUGGCGAGCAGCAGGUACUGGCCCAGAUUGAAGCCUCAGGCCUGGACAGAUCACGGGUGGUGUUCUCGAAUGUUGCCGCCAAAGAGGAGCACGUCCGUCGUGGCCAGCUGGCCGAUGUAUGCCUUGAUACACCACUCUGCAACGGCCACACGACCGGCAUGGACGUCCUUUGGGCGGGCACUCCCAUGGUAACAUUACCUCUCGAAACGCUCGCUAGUCGAGUUGCGUCUUCGCAGCUACAUUGCCUUGGCUGCCCAGAAUUGAUAGCCAAUGAUCGGCAAGAUUAUGAACGCAUUGCUAUUCGCCUCGGUCGGGACAAGCAGUACCUCAAGCUGAUUCGUGCCAAGGUAUGGCAGCAGAAGAACGAGUCGCCACUAUUCGAUGUUAAGCACUACACGAAGAAUUUGGAAGAUCUCUUUUCGGCGAUGUGGAGUCGACACGCGCAAGGCCUCAAGCCUGAUCAUAUCACCGAAUUAAGUUGAACGAGUCACGGGAGUGAAGGAGUAGAUAUAUAGGCGGAGAAUGGGCAAUACCGAAGAAACCGAAACGAUGAUUUUUGCAUCCCUCAUCACCCUUAUUAUCACCAGCAUUACCGACGCAGUGAUAAUGGAUAACGAUGAUUCUGGGGCAUUAUCCUAUUCUUAUGAUGUUGUGACAAACGUGCCGUAUCGGUUUGACGAAGUGUGAAAAGCGGAAUUACUGCUAAUAGUCUCAGUCUAUCUAUCUAUUAAUGAUGGGCUGUCAAUAGUGAGUAGUUGAGGGGCUAAACAGAACAGACAACUCGCUAGGGGAAACCUUAUGAAAACACACUUAAUUCGUUCCAUCCAUUCAUCCCUCUGUCUAUCUACUAAUACGGUGGUUGACCAUAAAUUUGGUUUUUAUUCUGCCCUGUUAGACGCAUACCUAGAAUAUAUAUAUUCUAUAUAUAAUAUAUAUAUAUAUUAUAUAUAUAUAUAUAUAAUAUAUAUAUCUUCCUAUAGCAGCGAAGUCUGCUGUAAUUUUGCGAAAAAACAUAAGAUAGACGUGUUUCAGGUUUUUUUUUGGCUCGAAUUUGUGGAUAUACUCCGAAUGAUUGCCUGUAAUGGCGUUGAAUAACAGGUAGUUGAAAACUACACGGUAUGGGUAGUGCAACAGCCACUCAGUAACGAAUGCAGCUUAGGUAGACAAACAGAAAACAACGACGAAAAAAAUCUUACGUUGCCGCAGUAAAUGGAGCUAAUAGACAUAGUAGAUGGACGUUUAUUGAUGUGGUAGAUAACACCAUUGAUAUAUAUAUAUACAUAUAUAUAUAAUAUCAUUCAAACAUAAAUUCUAUGGUAUCCUCGCGGCUCACUUUAGAAGGGACAAUGCGUGAACUAUUCAAAACAGGUCUACACGAAGCGAAUUGAAAGAGGUCUUUCUAGAUGCUGGAUGCCCCGUCUAUUAUUUAUUCAUUCGUUAAGCGAUAAGGUGAGGCACCGGCGGAAAUGGUGAUGAUCGUGGUACCGGCGAAUGAGACUGUCAACAAUUAAUAAAAAAAAAACGUAAACAAAAGUGAGAAUGGAAGGAGCCACUUCAGCAAGCGGCCUCGCGUAGGUAAGCAGUGUUAUUGACAGGUUAAAGUAUAACGCUUAAGUGAAUGGAAAUGCCAUUCAACUAUAUAAAUAUGGAUCAUCGAAGAAAUUAAAUGAACUGAUCUUAAUUAUGUUGCUUCUCGUACAACUGUACGUCAUUGCCUGUGUAACUAGUAUUAACACCGACUAUAGACAUGAACAUUGUAAAGAAAAGUAUUCGCUCUAACGUGCUUUGACACUAUGCUCAGUUGAAAUUCUCAGGAUAAGGAAACUGAAACAGGUGCAACACAAUUAACCUAAAUCUGCACCCUGUUGAUUUCUUCCAUUUGUAAGAGUCACGUUAAGAAAUGGGCUAUUUAAAUCAAAACAAAACCAGAGAGUGGUUCUCUGGCAGUAUCUGCGCCAGUUAAUUGAAGCGACAAGCAAUUUUUAUCAGAUACAUGUAGCCUAUCCGGAGUAACACGUGGGGGCAAAAAGCCGCUAAUGAGAAUAUGCAACAACAAUUGUCAUGCGCCAAUAUAUAAACAUCAAUUUUAUUCAGGCAA
Varroa destructor (honeybee mite) is the source of this 4890-nucleotide messenger RNA. RefSeq names its product O-linked N-acetylglucosamine (GlcNAc) transferase sxc (gene sxc). The record is from RefSeq and is a predicted model, not a curated record. Gene Ontology annotation, biological process: protein O-linked glycosylation. Lineage: Eukaryota; Metazoa; Arthropoda; Arachnida; Mesostigmata; Varroidae. Gene Ontology annotation, molecular function: protein O-acetylglucosaminyltransferase activity; protein binding.